Aspergillus glaucus CBS 516.65 is the source of this 1314-nucleotide messenger RNA. RefSeq lists its product as uncharacterized. The record is from RefSeq and is a predicted model, not a curated record. The transcript is spliced from 2 exons. Lineage: Eukaryota; Fungi; Ascomycota; Eurotiomycetes; Eurotiales; Aspergillaceae. Bases 388 to 1119 code for a protein of 243 amino acids.
GCAGCUCCACCCUCGCUCUUGCACACAAAUCCUUUUCCCUCACACUUCCCAACAACAGAUUGACCGGGAAGUCAGUGCUUGGACCAUGUAAUCCAUGAUCCGCUUCUUCUUAUGAUCUGCUUCGUUCUCGCUUACUGUGUCUCCCUUGACACCGACUUUGUUUCCAUUUGGGGAAAGCCUUUGGCGCCGGACCAUGGCUCUUUUUCUUUUCCAGGAUGAACGUGAUAGUCUAUAAGUAUAAGGAGAGGUUGUUUCCCCCCUCCCUCCUUUCCUUGAGCGUCUCACUUUGAUUUCAAUCAACGCUGUCAAAAGUCCUCAAAGUCUACUUCUUUGUUACCCUUCUUUCAUUGUCCUUUGGAUAUUCUUUGUACAUGCCUCCAGUCAACCAUGGCACCAAACGCUCAGGAUUCCGGAGAACGUUACUUGCAAAGCUCUCCGUGCUUGGGCUCUCCUCUCGGACACUUCGCUCAAACUCCAACUCCCAUGAAGGCUGAACAAAUUUCCGGUAGACCUGAGCAUAUCCCCAAUGGCUCCUCUACUGAGUUCCCGUAUGGCUUAAUGAGCCCGAUGCAGGAGCUGCCGGUCCGCAUGGAAGAGGCACCUGCUGCAGAACCGGCCCGUGUCGAUCCUACUGAAUGGUAUCCGCACUAUUUGAUCUGCUUGCGGCACUUUUUGGAUCACGCGCAGCAUACGCUUCCUGUUCAAUCAUUGGCGACCUUCAUUAAUAUUCGUCUUCCUUGCCAGCGGUCGUCUUAUCCUGUCUUUCAGUUCACUCAGUCAGAGAUUUCUGCCGCAUCUGUUUCUUUGACGCCGUACAUCCGACGACUUAUUGUUACCGGCAACGAUACGCCAUCAGUUUUGCAGGCAUUUUUUGGUAAUGGCUGGGAGGCUGGCAUCGACUACAUUUGGAAGCAGGAACGCAUGAAUUACUUGUUCACGGCCAAAAGUAGUGGAUGGGCCUCGACCAAGGAAACCUACGAUACUCUCCCCGAUGAGCAAACCCCAACUCUACGACCUCUUCGCAACCCCACGGAAGAGGAGCUGUGCUCAGCUGACGCGCGAUGGAGCGAAUGGCUAGCAAUGGAGGAUUGGAUGGUUGGACCGCGAAGUCCAUGGUAAAGGGGAAGCGUCUCAUGACGAUGUGAUGGGCUACGAUUUUGACGAUAAUAUAUCACUCGUUUCGAAUCUUUCUUUUGUUCAGUAUUUUUUUUUUUGGGGGGGGGAUUUCUGCAGCGAAGCAGUUUACGUAUCAUAUUUCCUUUUUCUGGUUCCAAUUUUGGUGUAACUAUCUACAGCAGAGCAAUAUAUCGAAUC